AUGAACUUUGGCAAUUCACAGGAGCCCCCGGUUAAGAAGCGGCGAUUCUUUACCGACCCCGAUGAGCUCCCAAGCCCAGUUCCGAGUCCCAAUCCCCGAGUCCAGACAGAAAACGGUGCCAACACCACACUUCCCGAAAAUGCCGAUUUGUCGACUGUUGAUGACGACUCCGCCGCCACGGCUAGCGACGAUGCUGUAUCUUUUGACAUUGGCACGUUUGAAGCCUUUGUCGGCGACAAAGUUGCCGAAGACGUCCUCUCCGUUAUCCGUGAACAGAGCAACAAUAACCUUGAGCGCGCUGUCAACAUGUACCUCGACGGCGCGUACAAAAAGUUCAUGAAGCCAUUGGUUCUCAAGCGCUCGCCCUCAAGAACACCGACACCGAAUGCACCAAAAGUGGCGCCACCUCGACCACCUCGCAGCAUGCCCAGUGCACGAUACAUUGGAGCAUUUGGGGUCGAGGGCUGGGCGACUCGCAGCGGCGCCAAUAUCCUCAAGCACGGCGACACUGUCAAAAUUGAGCGGCAAAAGAUACAGCCGCCAGCGCCUCCAAAAAUCAAGGCAAAGCUAGGUGUGCCAGUCACGCCAGUGCGAAACAGGACGGCGGCCUCCCGUCGGAUAGACGUCAUUGUGCGGUUCACAAACGACAGCGGCAUGGAAAUUGGAAGGCUGGCAAAGGAUACGGCAAAUUGGGUCUCGACACUGAUUGAUCAAAAGAUUUGCCGAUUUGAGGGAAGCGUCGUCUAUGCGCCAGACAGGUUACGGACAAACGACACGGUAUUCCUCCAGUUGAAAUGCUCGCUGCUCAACUCUGCCUUUUAUAAUCGCCACUUUCAGCUUGCCGAUGAUCGGGCAGAGGCAUUUUUCGAGCAAUCAGAAACCACCGAUGAGAAGAAUCUUCGCCUGCGACAAGUUGCGCUCGUCCGGCUGUUUCAGGAGAUUGGUCUGCAGCCGACUGUUGCCAACGCGGCGGCCAAGGACGGGCGUCAAAGUCUGUUGAAAGCGGCAGAAAUGGAAGAGGAAAAACAGGCCGAACAAAAGAAACUUGGCGCAACAAAAGACUCAGACUCGCCAGCCUCAGACGCGGAAGAGGGCAAAGAGGUUGACCAGGACCAACUUGAUGCACUAUACAAAAAGGCUCAAUCAUUCGACUUUAGCACUCCGGAAGAGGAGCCGGCCGAUACCUUUGCGAUGACGCUACGUCCCUAUCAGAAGCAAUCCUUGCAUUGGAUGAUAGCAAAAGAGAAGGAUGCGCGAAGUAACAGGGAGCCAUCUAUGCACCCGCUCUGGGAAGAAUACGUUUGGCCCGUCAAAGAUCAUGACGACAAAGACUUGCCUGUCAUUAACGAUGUUACGAAAUUUUAUGUCAACCCCUACUCUGGUGACCUGUCACUCGAGUUUCCCGUCCAAGAACAACACUGCUUGGGCGGUGUUUUGGCGGACGAAAUGGGUCUCGGCAAAACCAUUCAGAUGCUCGCUCUAAUGCACUCUCACAAGUCAGAGGCUGCUCUCCAAUCGAAUUCCAAUAAUGUCGGCAUUGCGACGGUCAAUCAGCUUCAGCGCCUGGGCUCGUCAUCGGCCAUGCUGGACGCUCCUUGCACCACACUGGUGGUGGCGCCCAUGUCCCUGUUAUCGCAGUGGCAGAGUGAAGCUGAAAAGGCCUCGAAAGAAGGAACCGUCAAGAUUGAACUCUAUUAUGGCAACGAAAAGGCGAAUAAUUUGCAAGCGCUGUGCAGCCCAUCCAAUGCAUCCCUGGCACCGGAUUUGGUCAUUACGAGCUACGGCGUUGUCCUCUCUGAAUUCAGUGCCAUCGCAGCCAAGAAUGGCGAUAAGAGCUCGCACACCGGCAUCUUUUCCCUUAAUUUCUUCCGCAUAAUACUCGAUGAAGCGCAUUAUAUAAAGAACCGAUCGUCCAAAACAGCCAAAGCAUGUUAUGAGAUGUCUUCGAAGCAUCGCUGGGUGCUUACGGGCACUCCCAUUGUGAACAAGCUAGAGGACUUGUUUAGCCUGGUACGGUUCCUCGGUGUCGAGCCGUGGAACAACUUUUCGUUUUGGAAAACGUUCAUCACCGUGCCAUUUGAGUCUGGCGAUUUUGUCCGGGCGCUCAAUGUUGUACAAACGGUAUUGGAGCCACUAGUCAUGCGGCGCACAAAAGACAUGAAGACGCCAGAUGGACAGCCAUUGGUGCCUUUGCCACCCAAGCAGGUUGACGUGGUGGAAGUCGAGCUGUCCAAGACGGAGAGGGACGUCUACGAUUACAUCUUCAACCGAGCUAAACGAACCUUUAACCAGAAUGUGGAGGCUGGAACGGUGAUGAAGGCGUUUACGACCAUAUUUGCCCAGAUUCUACGACUACGCCAAUCGUGCUGUCAUCCCAUUUUGGUGCGAAACAAGGACAUUGUGGCGGACGAAGUAGAAGCUGGUGCAGCCGCAGACGCCAACACCGGUUUCGCGGAUGACAUGGAUCUGGAAAAUUUGAUCCAGCAUUUUACAGCCGUCGUAGACGAAGCGUCCAAGGACAACCAGGCGUACGGCGUCAACGCGCUAAGCGAGAUCCGAGACGAGUCAGAAAAGGAGUGCCCGUUUUGCUUCGAGGAGCCCAUGCACGAUCAGACCGUGACGGGUUGCUGGCACUCUGCCUGCCAAAAGUGCCUCGUCGACUUUAUGAAGCACGAGACGGAUCGCGGCUUGGUGCCCAAGUGCUUCAGCUGCCGGGCGCCGCUCAACGCGCGCGACCUGUUCGAGGUCAUUCGGCACGACGACGAAGUCGACAUCUCGACCGGGAAGCCGCGCAUCAGCCUGCAGCGUCUCGGCAUGACAGGCUCGUCCGCCAAAGUGGCGGCGCUCAUCAGCCAGCUGCGCAGUCUGCGGCGGGACCAUCCGCGCAUGAAGUCGGUCAUCUUUUCGCAGUUCACGUCGUUUCUCAGCCUCAUCGAGCCCGCGCUCGCACGCGCGCACGUCACGUUUCUGCGGCUCGACGGCAGCAUGGCGCAAAAGGCGCGGGCGGCCGUGCUGGACCAGUUUACCGAGAAGCAGGGCUUCAUGGUGCUGCUCAUCAGCCUGCGCGCCGGCGGCGUCGGGCUCAACCUGACGAGCGCGGGGCGCGUCUUCAUGAUGGACCCGUGGUGGAGCUUCGCCGUCGAGGCCCAGGCCAUUGACCGCGUGCACCGGCUCGGGCAGGAGGACGCCGUCCAGGUCAAGCGCUUCAUCGUCAAGGAGAGCGUCGAGGAGCGCAUGCUGCGCAUCCAGGAGCGCAAAAAGUUUAUCGCCACGUCGCUGGGCAUGAUGAGCGACGAGGAGAAGAAGGUGCAGCGCAUCGAGGAUAUCAAGGAGCUGCUCAGCUGA
Cordyceps militaris CM01 is the source of this 3345-nucleotide messenger RNA. RefSeq names its product DNA repair protein RAD5. The record is from RefSeq and is a predicted model, not a curated record. The coding region runs from base 1 to 3345 and encodes 1114 amino acids. The transcript has a single exon. NCBI's taxonomy places the organism in Eukaryota, Fungi, Ascomycota, Sordariomycetes, Hypocreales, Cordycipitaceae. Gene Ontology annotation, molecular function: zinc ion binding; nucleic acid binding; ATP-dependent chromatin remodeler activity.